AUGCCCCAUUACCUGCUUGAGUGAAACCAGACUGAGAACUUCUGUCAUGGCAGCUUUUCUGCUGGGAGCUGUGUUGCUUAUCGUUCAACCUCAGAUAGUGCCUUCCAGACCGGCUAUAAAUUCAAAAGCUGAGACAACUUCCCAGUCUGUUCAGAGAGAGCUUUUAAAGAAAACAUCUCAAAAAAAUGACUUCAAGGAAAACAUUCAUUCUAAUGGAUCAUGCCAGCAGCUGCCACAAACUAUCAUUAUUGGAGUGAGAAAAGGUGGAACAAGAGCUUUGUUAGAGAUGUUGAGUCUCCAUCCAGAUAUUGCGGCAGCAGAAAGUGAAGUUCACUUCUUUGACUGGGAAGAUCACUACAGAAAUGGAUUGCAGUGGUAUAUUAAUCAAAUGCCAUUCUCUUAUCCCCAUCAGAUCACCGUGGAAAAAACUCCAGCAUAUUUCACAUCACCUAAAGUGCCUGAAAGAGUUUAUAACAUGAACCAAUCAAUGAGACUACUCCUUAUUUUAAGAGACCCAAGUGAGAGAGUACUAUCAGAUUACACCCAAGUGUUCUAUAAUCACAUGCAGAAGCACAAGCCGUAUCCAUCCAUUGAACAGUUCCUGGUUAAAGAUGGUGAGCUCAAUGUGGACUACAAGGCAAUAAACAGAAGCUUAUACUACAUUCACAUGCAAAACUGGCUGAAGUAUUUUCCUCUUGAUCGUAUCCACAUUGUAGAUGGGGAUAAACUAAUCAAAGAUCCCUUCCCAGAAGUAGAGAAGGUAGAGAGAUUUCUGAAGUUAUCGCCACAGAUAAAUGCUUCAAACUUUUAUUUCAAUAAAACUAAAGGCUUCUACUGCCUAAGGGACAGUGGUAGGGAGCGUUGUUUACAUGAGUCAAAAGGACGAGCACAUCCACAAGUAGAUACCCGAUUACUUGAGAAACUCCAUGAAUAUUUCCAUGAACCCAACAAGAAAUUUUUUGAGCUUGUGGGCAGAACAUUUGACUGGCACUCAUUUGUGGCAAGUUAGUGGUAACUUUCAGAACUUAUGUUCCAGUGUACAUCUAGAAAUUUUAAAAAGGGCAUUUAACCUAUAAUUUAUUUGUAAAAUCCAUAAAUACUUCUGUACAGUAUUAGAUUCACAAUUGCCAUAUAUAUACUAGUUAUAUUUUUCUACUUGUUAAAUUUGAAAGCAUUUUGUAUUGUUUUUCAUGGUUGUUAACAUUGUGUAUGAUGUGUCUAUAUGAAGAAACUAAAUUAUUUCACUGCAGAA
This is a messenger RNA of Balearica regulorum gibbericeps (East African grey crowned-crane), 1252 nucleotides long. The record is from RefSeq and is a predicted model, not a curated record. Lineage: Eukaryota; Metazoa; Chordata; Aves; Gruiformes; Gruidae.